Messenger RNA from Magnolia sinica, 1890 nucleotides. Its product is annotated as biotin carboxylase 1, chloroplastic. Gene Ontology annotation, molecular function: ligase activity; ATP binding; metal ion binding. Bases 16 to 1620 code for a protein of 534 amino acids. Lineage: Eukaryota; Viridiplantae; Streptophyta; Magnoliopsida; Magnoliales; Magnoliaceae. The transcript has 16 exons. The record is from RefSeq and is a predicted model, not a curated record.
GAAAUUAGUUCAGGCAUGGACGCCAUGAUUGUCUGCAAGUCGGCCUGCACUCCUUCCUGCACUCCUGGCUUAUUUGUUGGACAAGCCAGAGGAAUAAAGAGUUCACAAUGUAGCUUCAUGAUUGGAAAGGCUCUUACUUUUCCAAGGCAAAAGGCUGCUCAUGCAAGCCAGAAGUCCAAGAAGCUCGGUGGAGGAGCACUCAGUGCAACUUGUCGGGAUGAGAAGAUUCUUGUGGCGAAUAGGGGGGAAAUUGCAGUUCGUGUGAUACGAACUGCUCAUGAGAUGGGAAUACCAUGUGUCGCUGUUUACUCUACAAUAGAUCAGGAUGCACUUCAUGUGCGGCUUGCGGAUGAGGCCGUAUGCAUUGGGGAAGCACCAAGUAGUCAGUCGUAUCUAUUCAUUCCAAAUGUUCUAUCUGCUGCCGUCAGCCGUAAAUGUACCAUGUUGCAUCCUGGUUAUGGUUUCCUUGCCGAGAAUGCUACUUUUGUUGAUAUAUGCAGAGAGCAUGGAAUCAAUUUUAUUGGACCUAAUCCCGACAGCAUUCGAGUUAUGGGUGAUAAAGCUACUGCUAGAGAAACAAUGAAAAAAGCUGGUGUACCAACUGUACCUGGAAGCGACGGAUUGUUACAGUCCACGGAGGAGGCUAUCAAGCUUGCUCAUGAGAUUGGUUUCCCUGUGAUGAUUAAGGCAACAGCUGGUGGUGGAGGACGUGGGAUGCGUCUAUCUAAUGAACCUAAUGAGUUCGUGAAGUUGUUACAGCAAGCGAAGAGCGAAGCUGCAGCUGCAUUUGGUAAUGAUGGAGUUUAUUUGGAGAAGUACAUACAAAAUCCCAGGCAUAUUGAGUUCCAGGUUCUUGCGGAUAAGUAUGGAAAUGUCGUUCACUUCGGAGAGCGUGAUUGCAGCAUUCAGCGGAGGAACCAGAAACUCCUUGAAGAAGCUCCCUCUCCUGCAUUGACCCCAGAAUUGCGGAAAGCAAUGGGCGAUGCUGCUGUUGCAGCAGCUGCAUCUAUUGGUUAUGUUGGUGUGGGGACUGUCGAAUUUCUUUUGGAUGAAAGAGGUUCCUUUUACUUCAUGGAAAUGAAUACUCGGAUCCAGGUGGAACAUCCUGUGACUGAAAUGAUUUCUUCAACCGAUUUGAUUGAGGAACAAAUCCGUGUGGCUCUUGGAGAGAGAAUCGAGUACAAGCAGGAAGAUAUUGUACUCAGAGGACAUUCAAUUGAAUGCCGCAUUAAUGCAGAAGAUGCUUUUAAAGGAUUCCGACCAGGUCCUGGGAGGAUAACAGCAUACCUGCCAUCUGGUGGUCCAUUUGUGAGAAUGGACAGUCAUAUUUAUCCGGAUUAUGUGGUUCCUCCUAGCUACGAUUCCCUUUUAGCAAAGCUAAUCGUUUGGGCCCCAACCAGAGAGAAGGCGAUCGAACGCAUGAAAAGGGCCCUCAACGACACUGUCGUCACAGGAAUUCCGACAACCAUCGAGUACCACAAACUCAUCCUUGAUAUUGAGGAUUUCAGAAAUGGCAAAGUUGAUACAGCAUUUAUACCAAAGCAUGAAAAGGAAUUAGCUGCGCCUCAGAAGCUGGUAUUAUCGACACCCGCCAAAGAACUGGCUGGCUCGACUGCAUAGUCGGAUCUUUUGUGCCGUAACUUCCAACCGAGGUGUGAAGAAUUCACGUGUUGUUCUUUGUUUCUGUCCAACAGGUUUUGACAGUAGAAUGAUCUCUAUUUGAUUUAGUGUAUCUCAAUUUUCCUUAAAUUAUUUUAGCCUAUUCAUAUAUAUCAAAGACCCAUUUAUCAGAAAUUAUUGGGAUUGCUACCUUUUUGUUAUGCAGUGAGAAUUGAAUUGGAAAUGUAUUUGCAAGUCAAAUGGGAAUUUUCUGGGCAGGUGUAAAUUGGA